This is a messenger RNA of Alnus glutinosa, 1292 nucleotides long. Its product is annotated as late embryogenesis abundant protein D-29. The coding region runs from base 208 to 975 and encodes 255 amino acids. The transcript has 2 exons. Lineage: Eukaryota; Viridiplantae; Streptophyta; Magnoliopsida; Fagales; Betulaceae. The record is from RefSeq and is a predicted model, not a curated record.
ACUUACCACAUUGUUCGAUUGCCACGUCGCCUGACACGUGUCUUUGCCAUGUCCAUCGUCCUCUUCCUUUAAUAUCCCAGCCCAACCGCCCCAAACUUACACUUGCUGUGAUUUUGAAUUACAGAUCCUUGUUUUUCUCUCUUUGAUCGCUCUCGAUCUCCGAUCCCCUUAAUUUGUCAGUAAGUUUGUUUGAUAUAAUUCGUUUUCAUGGCUUCCAAACAACCUUCUCGGCUCUUCGUUAUGGUGCUGGUGAUGCUGGUGGUGUUGCUUGCAAUCUCCAGUGUCGGCCAUAUGGAGUCAACAAACGAAGGAGGUCGUGAGUACGAGGAAGUGAAGGACACGGCAAAACAUGUCGAGGAUAAGGCGGCAGGGACGGCGCAAGAGACCAAAGAAGCUUCCGAGUCGUGGGCCGAGUGGGCUAAGGAGAAACUCUCUGAACUUGGGUUGAAGCAAGAUGAUGACUCCAAGGAAACUGCUAGGGAGGCUUCUGGAAGCGGUCAAUACAGUGGAGAUAAGGUUAAAGACAUUAAAGAUACAGCAGCCGAGAAGGCCAGAGACGUGAAGAACGCUGCUACAGAGAAACCGGGCGACAUAACAAAUGGAGCAAAGGAAAAGGCCGCUGAGGCUGCUAAUGCAGCGAAGGAGAAAGCCAGCAAGAAAAAGAAUGAGGCGGCAGAAAAGGCCGCCGAAGCGAAGGAAAGAACGUCCCAAAAGGUAGAAGAGGCGAAAGAAAAGGCGGCUCAGACGGCAAGGGAAGCGAAAGAGAGAGCAGCCCAGAAGGCCGAGGAAGCGAAGGGUGCGGCUACGGAGAUGGGGAGUAGCGCCGUGGAGGGAGCGAAGAAGAAGCCGGCGGAGACGGAGGAGGAGCUGAGUUGGGCAAAGGAAAAGGCAAAGGAGGCCUUGGAGGCCGCCAAGCACAAGUCCCAGAAAAUUAAAGAGAACAUUGUUGGUGGAGGCCACGGUGAGGAACUUUGAGCGAGCUGGUCGAUCGGUCCACGUACACCAUGGAUGUCUCUGCUUAGACAUUCUGUUUCUUUUUGUUGUUUCAUCAGAUUUUGUUCCGCAGGUGGUCGUAUAAACGUACAGUUUCUGUACGUGCUUGUAAUUCGUCUUGUUUCGUGAAGGUUCCUUUAAUUUUGUGCCAAUAACAGUGUGAUUAAGAUAUAGAGAAUGUAUUUUACUUCACGGCCGGGGUCAGUCAGUCACUGGUGUGUGUAUUUGGUUUGCUAUUUUCUUUUGAAAAUAUUGCAAAUUUCUAAACUUAAUAAAGUUUUUCAUUUUUAAAGGCUCUA